AUGGUUCAUAAUGUGCAGAAGAUUGCUACUUUCACUAUUAAGAAUGGCAAAGUGUUUCAAGCAGUUAGAGACAAGGAUGCUAUUAUCUCUGACAUGCUUAGUGAAACUGGCUUGCACUUGGAGGAAGAGGACGAGAUGUCUAUCAUGGAGAAUUACAACACUCAAAAUUGCUUUGAGGUUCUAUCUGGUGAUCUUGCGCAAUGCAGUUUUGUUCAACAUCUCUGGAAGAGCUACGUACCCCAUAAAGUGAGUUUUAUUCUAUGGGAUACAUUUCAUAAUUCAUUACCAACUAGAGAUAUGUUAAUUCGUAGAGGAAUGGAAAUUGAAAGUGACCGGUGCUUGCUCUAUAAUACUGAAAUGGAAACAGUUGAUCAUAUGUUCAUCCACUGUUCUUAUUCCUUUGAAGUUUGGGAUUACUUCAUCAAAGCGUUCAAGAUUUCAUGGCCUCUGCCAGGUACUUUAUUACAACUCUUUGAUGCGUGGAAAACGAAUGUGCUGAGUGGUAGAUCUAAGGAGGUGCGGAGAAUUGUCCAUUAUGCUAUUUGUUGGUUGCUUUGGAAGGAGAGAAGUGGAAGAGUGUUUGGUGCAAGGCAGAGAUGUGCUUCAGAAACCAUUGAUCAUGUUAAGAUGUUGAUUGUUUUAUGGUUGUCUGAUACAAACACCUUUAAGUUUGUAAACUCCAGUCUUGUAUGGAGUAACUGGGAUACUCUUAUGAGUGCUUAA
Messenger RNA from Papaver somniferum (opium poppy), 723 nucleotides. RefSeq lists its product as uncharacterized. Lineage: Eukaryota; Viridiplantae; Streptophyta; Magnoliopsida; Ranunculales; Papaveraceae. The record is from RefSeq and is a predicted model, not a curated record. The coding region runs from base 1 to 723 and encodes 240 amino acids. The transcript is spliced from 3 exons.